Molecule: messenger RNA, 2748 nt
Organism: Salvelinus namaycush (lake trout)
Lineage: Eukaryota; Metazoa; Chordata; Actinopteri; Salmoniformes; Salmonidae
Product: metabotropic glutamate receptor 7-like
Exons: 9
Coding region: 1-2748 (915 amino acids)
Biological process (GO): G protein-coupled glutamate receptor signaling pathway; regulation of synaptic transmission, glutamatergic
Cellular component (GO): membrane
Molecular function (GO): group III metabotropic glutamate receptor activity
Source: RefSeq, a predicted model, not a curated record
AUGGCUCGUUACGGUUUCGGACUGAAACAGAACCCUCGCUUUCUAUGGAUAGUGUUAUGUUUGAUGAGAACGUUGUUGGAUUUCGCGCUGUCGCAGGAAGUUUACGCACCCCAUUCUAUCAAGAUUGAGGGACAUUUGACCCUGGGUGGUCUCUUCCCGGUGCACACCAGAGGGACCGACGGCGUGCCUUGUGGAGAUAUCAAAAAGGAGAACGGGAUCCAUCGGCUUGAGGCCAUGCUGUAUGCUCUGGAUCAAAUCAACCUCGACGAUCAACUUUUACCCAACAUCACCCUAGGCGCCCGGGUGCUAGACACUUGUUCGAGAGAUACAUAUGCGCUGGAACAAUCAUUAACUUUCGUUCAGGCUUUGAUACAGAAGGACACUUCGGAUGUGAGGUGCACCAAUGGAGAACCGCCGUUGUUCGUCAAGCCGGAGAAAGUGGUUGGAGUCAUUGGCGCCUCGGCAAGUUCUGUAUCGAUUAUGGUCGCCAACAUUUUGCGCCUCUUUCAGAUCCCUCAGAUCAGCUAUGCCUCCACGGCCCCAGAGCUGAGUGAUGACCGGCGCUAUGACUUCUUCUCUCGGGUGGUUCCCCCGGACUCAUUUCAGGCCCAGGCCAUGGUGGACAUCAUCAGAGCCCUGGACUGGACCUACGUCUCCACCGUUGCCUCUGAGGGCAGCUAUGGAGAGAAGGGCGUGGAGGCCUUCCAAGAGAUCUCCAAAGAGGCUGGUGGGAUCUGCAUCGCUCAGUCUUUGAAAAUUCCCCACAACCCCAAGCUGGAGGAUUAUGACGAAGCCAUCCAACAACUGCUGGAAACGCCCCACUCCCGGGGAGUCAUCAUCUUUGCCAGUGAAGAAGACGUACGGGGACUUCUCAAUGCCACCAAGAGAGCCAAUAAGGUGGGCCAUUUCCUGUGGAUUGGGUCGGACAGUUGGGGGGCGAAGACCAGCCCAAUACACCAGUUGGAGGACGUGGCAGUGGGAGCAGUCACUAUACUGCCCAAACGCUCAUCUAUUAAAGGGUUUGAUGAAUACUUCACCUCGCUCACCCUGGAGAAUAAUCGCCGGAACGUGUGGUUCGCCGAGUUCUGGGAGGAGAACUUUGACUGCAGGCUCCUUAGUUCUUCCAAAAGAGAAGACACCAGCAGGAAAUGCACAGGCCAGGAGCGGAUCGGAAUAGACUCAAAGUACGAGCAGGAGGGGAAGGUGCAGUUUGUGAUAGACGCGGUGUAUGCAAUGGCUCACGCCCUCCACAACAUGCAGAGAGACCUGUGUCCUGAGCACUCUGGCAUCUGCCCUGUGAUGGAGGCAGCCGAGGGAAAGACUCUGCUCAAGUACAUACGCAACGCCAGCUUCAACGGUAGUGCAGGCACGUCGGUUAUGUUUAAUAAAAAUGGUGACGCCCCGGGACGCUACGACCUGUUCCAGUUUCAGAUGACCAACUCCAGUGUUCCUGAAUACAGGCCCAUUGGACAGUGGGUGGAGACUCUCCAACUCAGGCUGGAGGAGCUGCAGUGGCCAGAGGGGGAGCAGGCGGUCCCUAUUUCCAUGUGCAGUCUACCCUGUAAGACAGGUGAGAGGAAGAAGAGGGUGAAGGGCAUGCCAUGCUGCUGGCACUGUGAGCUGUGUGAUGGUUACCAGUACCAGUAUGAUGAGACCUCAUGCCGCCUUUGCUCUUAUGACAUGAGGCCCAACCCCAACCGGACGGAGUGCCAACCUAUCCCCAUUGUCAAGCUGGAGUGGCACUCCCCCUGGGCCGUCAUUCCCGUGUUCCUCGCCAUGCUGGGUAUCAUCGCCACUAUCUUUGUCAUGGCAACGUUCAUACACCACAACGACACACCCAUCGUACGUGCGUCAGGCCGCGAGCUGAGUUACCUGCUGCUGACGGGCAUCUUCCUGUGUUACAUUAUCACCUUCCUGAUGAUUGCCAAGCCCGACGUGGGCGUGUGCUCCUUCCGGAGGAUCUUCCUGGGCCUGGGGAUGUGCAUCAGCUACGCCGCGCUGCUCACCAAGACCAACCGGAUCUACCGGAUCUUUGAACAAGGGAAGCAGACAGUGACAGCCCCGCGCUUCAUCAGCCCCACCUCCCAGAUCGCCAUCACCUCCUCCCUCAUCUGUCUGCAGCUGCUGGGCGUGCUCGUCUGGUUCGCCGUGGACCCGCCCAACACCAUUAUCGACUACGACGAGCAGAAGACCAUGAACCCCAACCUGGCGCGUGGGGUGCUGAAGUGUGACAUCACGGACCUGCAGAUGAUCUGUUCGCUGGGCUACAGCAUCCUGCUAAUGGUCACAUGUACCAUCUACGCUAUCAAGACCCGCGACGUGCCAGAAGACUUCAACGAGGCCAAGCCCAUCGGCUUCACCAUGUACACCACCUGUAUAGUCUGGCUGGCCUUCAUCCCCAUCUUCUUUGGCACAGCCCAGUCUGCAGAGAAGCUGUACAUCCAGACAACCACCCUCACCAUCUCUAUGAACCUCAGUGCAUCUGUAGCUCUCGGGAUGCUCUACAUGCCCAAGGUCUACGUCAUCAUCUUCCACCCGGAGCUCAAUGUCCAGAAGAGGAAGAGGAGCUUCAAGGCCAUGGUCACCGCCGCCACCAUGUCCUCCCGCAUCUCUGUGAAGCCCAGCGAGAGGCCCAAUGGAGAGGCCAAGACCGAGUUGUGUGAAAACCUGCCCACCGCACCCACCGACCCCAUGAGUGAGUCACACAACAUGGCCAUUAACGUAUUCUGUAACUACUUUGUUAAAUAA